AUAUUUAUGUCCUUCAGUUUUUUAUGAAAAGUUCUCUUCACCAGAAAGUGCAUCUAGACGUAAAAGUUUUAUUAAUACGUCAUUUUUUCAGGUAUAAAAUUUAUUAUAAAAUGUAUAAAAGUUUGUUUGAGUCAAUGGCCUGAGUUAUUUCAAAAUUAAAGUGAAAGUAUAUAAAGUACGCGGUUAAAUCAACAGGAAAUGUUCGAAUUUAUGUUUACCGCAAUAUUUUGGCUUUCAUCUCAAGAAAUUUGCUUAAUGCAUCAACAACUAUAUUAAAUAGCUUAGCAAUUUUAGCCGUUUCUCACAAGCAGAAAAUACUUGAGGAAUAGAGUAAUUAAUAACAAUAUAGACAAAUUGAGUGCGCGCCUGUAAUACAGAUUCGUAUUUCCGGCUGUCGGGACGUGGCUGCAAGUUAUCUGAUAAAUCAAAUCUUGCUGUGCAUUUAUUUGCAGGAUGGCAAGCCGCAGUGAAUUGAUCGACAGAGCCGAAGAUAUGGCUGAAAAGGCUCUUCGCCACGGAAAACAUAUUUUACCGCACGUAGCCCGGUUAUGUUUGACUUCAACAUUCAUAGAAGACGGCUUUCGUAUGUGGUUUCAAUGGGGUGAUCAGAGAGAUUAUAUAAAUAAUACCUGGAGUUGUGGAUGGUUUCUGGCCAUGCUGUUCGUAAUUAUUAAUUUAAUCUGCCAGUUAGGUUGUAGCGGUAUGGUCUUGCUGAGAAAGCGAGUUAAUUUAGCCUGCUAUGUUUUAUUUGGAAUAAUAGCUCUGCAAACUGUUGCAUACAGUAUAUUGUGGGAUUUGAAAUUCUUGAUGAGAAACUUGGCUUUGGCUGGAGGCGUUUUACUUUUGCUUGUAGAAUCCAGAGCCGAAGGAAAAUCUUUAUUCGCAGGUUUACCAUCUUUGGGUGAAAAUUCAAGUAAAACUGUGAUGCAGUUGUCCGGGCGUAUCCUCCUCGUUCUCAUGUUCUUAACUCUGCUUCGUUUCGAUUCUUCUAUUUUACACAUUCUACAAAAUAUCGUCGGAACAGCUUUAAUAGUUCUCGUUGCUGUAGGAUAUAAAACGAAGUUAUGCGCCCUGGCACUUGUCGCUUGGCUAUCAUUGUUGAAUUGUUACAUGAACGCCUGGUGGAAUAUCGCUGCGCAUAGGCCAUACAGGGACUUCCUUAAGUACGAUUUCUUUCAAACUUUGUCAGUGGUCGGUGGUCUUCUAUUGGUAGUAGCCUUAGGACCUGGUGGCUACAGUGUGGAUGAUUAUAAGAAGAAAUGGUAA
This is a messenger RNA of Dimorphilus gyrociliatus, 1266 nucleotides long. The record is from the annotation of a GenBank genome assembly. NCBI's taxonomy places the organism in Eukaryota, Metazoa, Annelida, Polychaeta, Dinophilidae.